Molecule: messenger RNA, 2598 nt
Organism: Anopheles moucheti
Lineage: Eukaryota; Metazoa; Arthropoda; Insecta; Diptera; Culicidae
Exons: 1
Coding region: 1-2598 (865 amino acids)
Biological process (GO): DNA integration
Molecular function (GO): nucleic acid binding
Source: RefSeq, a predicted model, not a curated record
AUGCUGGCCAGCGUCGAGACCGUUGACGAGGCAGUCACUUUGGCGGAGAACGUAAGGUUCGUGCAUUCGAAGGGCGGUUUUGAGAUAAGAAAUUGGUUGUCGAACGAGAAGGCCGUCUCACACAGGUUACGGAGCGGAGCUAACAACGAUACGUCGAUGGACAUGUGUUCAAAUCAAGGUACCGAAAAGGUACUUGGUAUGUGGUGGAAUACAGCUGACGACACCUUCACCUUUCGAAUAAAUCCGCGUAUCGAUGUGAAGCUACUAAAAGGUGGCAGAUUACCCGCAAGGCGUGAAGUAUUGAGCACACUAAUGAUGAUUUACGAUCCUUUAGGACUUAUUGGCCAUUUCCUAAUGUUCCUCAAAGUUCUCUUACAGGAUCUAUGGAGAUCCGGUAUUCACUGGGACAAACCAAUUGAAGGUGAAGCUGCAAGGAAGUGGUUGAGAUGGAUCGGGCUACUACCAGAACUGGAGAAGGUAACCAUCAGGAGGUGUUACCGAACCACAACGUCAUCGAAGGCACCGAACGUACAACUGCACGUUUUCACCGACGCUAGCGAAAGUGGAAUGGCUGCUGUGGCUUACCUGCGUUUCGAGGAAGACGGGAUAGUAGAGUGUGCUUUAAUUGGGUCCAAAACACGAGUCGCACCGCUGAAACUUUUAUCCAUACCAAGGUUGGAGCUUCAAGCGGCGGUGAUAGGAGCACGAUUCGCGGAGCACAUCAUCAAGACGCAUCGGUUGAAGGUUACCAGGAGGGUGUUCUGGACGGACUCGCGGAACGUUGUGAGCUGGAUACGAUCGGACCAUAGGCGAUACAGCACGUUUGUCGCCUUUCGGGUGAGUGAGCUGGUCGAGACGACAGAGGUUAACGAGUGGCGGUGGCUUUCCACUAAGGUCAACGUAGCGGAUGACGGGACGAAGUGGCAGGGAGUUCCGGACUUAACCUCAUCCAGCAGAUGGUUCCGAGGGCCAGGGUUCCUGUGGGAAUCUGAAGAAAAGUGGCCAAUCAAUAGAAAUGAUCCGGGUGAGACAGCAGAAGAGAUACGCAAGAGCGUGUUACACCAUACCGUGGUUGAUGCUGUAGUCGACUUCACUCGUUUCUCACGCUGGAAGAAACUAUUGAAAGCGGUCGGUUAUGUUCUUCGGUAUAUCGGGAACACUCGGCGACGGAUUAGGCAAGUGAAGAAGGUGACAGGGCCACUGACACAGGAUGAACUGCUAGCUGCGGAACGGACACUCUACACGUUGGUGCAGUCGGAAGGGUUUGCUGCCGAUAUUAAAUGCCUGCGCAGCGAUGCGCGGAAGAAACAUCCUUGGAAACAGGCGAUUAACCGGAACAGUGUGCUCUACAAGCUUUUGCCUGAAAUUGAUGAAAACGGUGUACUACGUAUGAGGGGACGACUGACAAAUUGUGCGUUGUUAGGGGCUUCGUUUGCAAAGCCAGUUAUCUUACCAAGAAGACACCCCGUCACAGAUCUGAUCAUCAGAGACUUCCACGAGCGCUUUUGUCAUCAGAGCCACAGAACAGUGGUGGCUCAACUCCGGAUGCGGUACUAUAUACCGAAACUGCUAGUGGAGUUUAACCGGGUACGACGAGACUGUCAGCAGUGUAAAAUAUGGAACGCCGUGCCAAAUCCACCCCUGAUGGGGGACAUUCCUCGGCAGAGGGUAGCAGUGUAUCAACGGGCCUUCACGUAUACCGGUCUAGAUUAUUUUGGACCGAUACUCGUGGUCGUGGGACGUCACUCGGAGAAGCGCUGGGGAGCGCUGUUCACCUGUCUUACUACAAGGGCGGUUCACCUCGAAGUAGCUCAUGCACUAACAACUGCUUCCUGUAUUUUAGCUAUCCGCCGGUUCAUCGCAAGAAGAGGCUCGCCGAGGGAGAUAAUAAGCGAUCGGGGUACCAACUUCGUCGGGGCGGCGAGAGAGCUCAAAGACGCCUUGAAGGAAGUAGAUGAAAGCACGCUUAAGUCGAGGUUCAAUAGUCCUGAGUUGAAGUGGAGCUUCAACCCGCCGGCAGCACCUCAUUUCGGUGGUAGUUGGGAGCGUCUAGUCCAGUCGGUAAAGAAGAUACUGUGUAGCUUCGAUUUACCACGAUUGCCCACGGAUGAACUGUUACUGUCCACGCUAACAGAAGUUGAGAUGAUGGUCAACUCCAGACCACUUACAUACUUACCGAUCGACGAUGAGCUGGACUGUCCGAUAACGCCGAACCACUUAUUGCUCGGUAGUGCCGAUGGGAGUAAAGCAGCCGCUUUUUUCGAUGAUUCACCGACUUCAAUACGGUCGUUAUGGGGUGCCCUGCAAACCAACGCGGAUAUAUUCUGGAAGCGGUGGAUUGCAGACUAUCUACCAACACUCACCCGCAGGACGAAAUGGUUCCACCCGGUGCCGCCGAUCCAGGUGGGAGACGUAGUGGUAAUCGCGGACGGGAAUUUACCGAGGAAUACCUGGCCAAUGGGACGCGUUCUAGAAGUGACCCGUGCUAAAGACGGUCAGGUUAGAAGGGCAACGGUGCAAACGACAUGCGGGAUACUAGAAAGACCGGCAGCUAAGAUAGCGGUUCUGGAUGUCGGGAAACGCGAAACGAACGAAUGA